Messenger RNA from Cololabis saira (Pacific saury), 2719 nucleotides. It is a transcript of the gene stk17al, whose product is annotated as serine/threonine kinase 17a like. Gene Ontology annotation, molecular function: protein serine/threonine kinase activity; ATP binding. The coding region runs from base 236 to 1342 and encodes 368 amino acids. Gene Ontology annotation, biological process: protein phosphorylation; intracellular signal transduction; positive regulation of apoptotic process. The transcript has 7 exons. The record is from RefSeq and is a predicted model, not a curated record. Gene Ontology annotation, cellular component: nucleus. Lineage: Eukaryota; Metazoa; Chordata; Actinopteri; Beloniformes; Belonidae.
GCACCGACCGCGCAGCUCCUGCGGGCUCCGUCCUCUAGAUCAGGACGCUUUUCACCUGGAAUACCUCAUUCAGCUUCUGUUGGCUCAAACGGACUUUUCUUCAUCUUCUUCCUUUGUUUUCAGUUUAUUUUUUUUAUAUCAUGCGAGUUUUCACUUGAGCGGACCAUAACGUUUUUUUUUUUUUGUCGCAUUCAUUGUGGAAGAAGAUUGUUGAACUCCCAAGGCGACGGCUUCAAUGCCAAACUCUGCAAGGAUGAACAAAAACGGAAUGGUGACAGAAAUCCACACCAGGAUAAGGAAAGAACUGUUCACGAGCAAUUAUGAGCUGGUGGGGAAGGAACUGGGCAGGGGAAAGUUUGCAGUGGUAAAGAAGUGCUUCGAGAAAGCAACGGGGAAGCAGUUCGCUGCCAAGUUCCUGCGAAAGCGGCGGAAGGGGGAAGACUGCCGCAUGGACAUCUUGAACGAGAUUGCUGUGCUGGAGUCGGCCAAGGCAAACCCCUACGUGGUGGCGCUGCACGAGGUCUACGAGACCAACUCUGAAAUCAUCCUCGUUCUGGAGUGUGCUGCAGGUGGCGAAAUCUUCGACCAGUGCGUGGGAGAUAACGAUGACGCGUUCACAGAGAAAGACGUGAUACGACUGGCAAAGCAGAUCCUGACGGGCGUGGCCUUCCUGCACCGAAACAACGUGGUGCACCUGGAUCUGAAGCCCCAGAACAUCUUGCUGACCAGUGCCAGACCUCUGGGGGACAUCCGCAUCGUUGACUUCGGCUUGUCCAGAUGUGUGGACAAAGUCAAGGAGGUCAGGGAGAUCCUGGGUACCCCAGAAUACGUGGCACCAGAGAUCCUGAACUAUGAGCCCAUCAGCACCGCUACAGAUAUGUGGAGCAUCGGGGUUCUGACCUACGUCAUGCUGACAGGCGAGUCUCCGUUUCUGGGUGACGAGAAGCAGGAGACGUUCCUCAACAUCUCCCAGGUCAACGUGGACUACUCGCCGGACACGUUUGAGGGGAUCUCCUCCCUGGCUGUUGACUUUAUCAAGUCGUUGUUGGUGAAAAACCCCAGGAAGAGAGCCACAGCAGAAGAAUGCCUCAAUCACCCCUGGCUGAACUCCCACUCCCACCCGCACCUCCACAAGAGGUCGGCCUCGUCCUUGGACGAGCCCGAGAUGAGCCACUCGGAGUCGGAGCCGGAGAGCCCGGCUCCGUCCCCCGACCUGGACCUGAUCGGGUCGUUUCUCAUGUGCCCGGGGCAGGGCGAGCUGAAGGCGGGCCGGGAUGCCUUCUCCUUCAGCGAGGCCCCGUACCCCACGCGGCCAGAGAUCCAGCAGGAGCUGAUCUGCUGACCGGCGCUCCACGCGUCGCCAGAGACUCGUUGAGCGAGCCCUGCAGCUUCUUGGUCCUGCUCCGAGCCAGGACCGUGCUCUACUGCUGUGAUGUCUGAGCUGUGCGUGGACCAAUACCUCUGCGUGUUUUGCGUGUGACUGUGAACUAUAAACUCCAUGCUUAUUUGAAUAAUUGCACAAGAUAAAUAUGUAAGGGAUGGCAAAGGAAGGAGUGGGAGAAGACACGAGGACGUUGUCACACGACUGGACCGCCGCCUUAGAAGUGACAGAGCUGCACUGGGCUCAGCCUUACACCGCCAUGCUUUCUUGUACCCAGAUUGCCUUUUGGGACUGGGUUUUGGAGGAGAGGCAGUUUCUUGCUUCCUUGUGAACUGACUUCAUUCAUGCGCUCACGCUUCAGCUGACCCACACAUUGUUUCUGUGAUGAGAUCUUUGCAGAUGGUUGUAUCUAACAGAAGGCAGCGUCUUUGCUGAAGGAUAAAUGUUAAAUGUUUCACUGAUUUUUGUUUUAUUUUUGUUUAUUUAUGUGUGUUAUCACCUCAAGCCCCUUUAAAUAUUCAAUGCCACAUUGAUGCCUGAGUUUAAGUUUGAUAUAGUAGCAUUCUUAUAAUUUUUUUUGUUUUUUUAAGGACAAUCUUGAGCACUUUUUUACGUUGUUCUUGGAUUUCUGUGUAAUUGUAAGAAACUAAAGGCUCCUUUAAUAAAAAUUGGCUGUCACACGGUGUACUGUAAAUAAUCGUUCUUCAUCACAGUUUUUGUCACGUGACCUUUUUAUCUGAUAAUGUGCCACUUUUCCACCUCACUUCUGUGCUAAAAUUGUGGUUUAAACUUUUUUUUUUAAUUUGUUCACUUAUUUGCUAUUGCACAAGUUGCACAACAUUUACUUUGUACUUAACUGCAAAGUUGCCUCUAGACUUCUUGUUGGGUUUAUUAUUUUUUUACUUUCUUCCAAAUAUAACAUCAGUCUUGGGAGGGAGGAACCGCCGGCGUUUUGUGUUUUGAUCCGUUGUAGAAACAAAGGAACGGGGUAGUCCAAUGAUGCCCGGGUUUGAAUAAAUGUGAUGUUUUCCUUCAGAUUCUCGCGAGCAGAGAAAUUGGAAAGGAAAUUCUCAAAGGAUUGAAAUGUAUAUUGUGAGUUAGUGUUAAGAUUGAUCUGCAAAGGUAACUUUCUUUUUCUUUUUUUUUUUUAUAAAUAUAUGAAUGUUAACAACAUUGCAUUAUUUUGUAUGUUAACUUUUAUUCCUGUUGUAUUCUGCUCUUGAAUUUCAGGAAGGUUUGCACUUGUCCUUGUGGACAUCAUGUUGAAAUUAAAUGUUGGUGGCGAUGCAUUGCUAAAUGUAACUAAAAACAAAAAAAUACAUGAGCUUUUUCUAUCAA